CGUCGUUAAACAAAAAGAAGAGGAAGAAGACAGUCAGCGGUGGUGGUGCACAAGAUGGUUUCCUCAAUGUGGCGGAUCAGUGGGGCAGUGAAUCGAGCUCUUACUAAAGCUGGUUACCCUCUUCUGCUGUCUCUGAGACGAGGACAGGCCUCUGUGUCAUAUGCUCAGAGCCUGCUAGGAGCUCCAGAAACACGGCUAAGUACUCUAAGCAAUGGCUUGAGGAUUGCCGCUGAAGAGACCAACCAAGCCACAUGCACGGUUGGCCUUUGGAUAGAUUGUGGGAGCAGAUAUGAGUCUGAGAAGAAUAAUGGAGCUGGAUUUUUCCUGGAGCAUAUGGCCUUUAAAGGCACAAAUAAGCACCCACAGUCCGCUCUUGAACAUGCAGUGGAGUCUAUGGGAGCUCACUUGAGUGCAUACACCUCACGGGAACGUACUGCUUACUACAUGAAGACCCUUGCCAAGGACUUGCCUAAAGCGGUGGAGCUCUUGGCAGAAGUAGUGCAGAGCUCAUCUUUGAGUGAGGCUGAUAUAGAGCAGCAGAGGGGUGUGGUGCUAAGAGAGCUGGAAGAGGUGCAAGGUAGCUUGCAGGAUGUUUGCCUGGAUCUGCUCCAUGCUACUGCCUUCCAGGGUACUCCUCUGGGCCAUAGUGUUCUUGGUCCCUCUGCCAAUGCCAGGAUACUAACUCGUAAUGAUUUAGUGGAAUACAUCAAUAGCCAUUAUAAAGCUCCUCGCAUGGUCCUGGCUACAGCUGGAGGAGUAAACCAUGAUGAGCUUGUGGCUCUGGCUAAGCAGCAUUUCAGUGGCGUUUCUUUUGAAUAUGAAGGUGAUGCUGUACCUGUUCUGUCCCCAUGCCGUUUCACUGGGAGUGAGAUUUGUAUGCGUGAUGAUGCAAUGCCUCUAGCACACAUUUCUAUUGCUGUAGAGGGAGCUGGAGCUGCAAGCCCUGAUAUUGUGCCACUUAUGGUUGCCAAUUCCAUCAUUGGUAGCUAUGACAUCACAUUUGGGGGUGGCAAGCACUUAAGCAGUCGCCUGGCUCGCCUGGCUGCAGAGCUGAACCUGUGUCACAGUUUCCAGGCUUUCCACUCUUCAUACAGUGACACUGGACUGCUGGGUAUUUAUUUUGUUACAGACAAACAUAAAAUAGAGGACAUGAUGCAUUGGGCUCAGAAUGCCUGGAUGAAUUUGUGCACCACAGUGACUGAGAGUGAUGUGGCUCGAGCCAAGAAUGCUUUGAAGGCUAGCUUAGUGGGACAGCUCAAUGGAACUACACCUGUUUGUGAUGACAUUGGCAGGCACAUACUAAAUUAUGGUCGCCGCAUCCCAUUGGCAGAGUGGGAUGCCAGAAUUGAGGCUGUGACUCCCAGGAUUGUCCGGGAUGUCUGCUCUAAAUACAUCUAUGACAAAUGCCCAGCUGUGUCUGCAGUUGGUCCAAUAGAGCAGCUGCCAGAUUAUAACAGAAUGAGAAGUGCUAUGUACUGGCUCCGAUUUUAAAUGUUCCUUGGGCUGUCAGCCCUCACUCAUGUGAUGUGUCCUUCAUUUUCGUACCCCUAUCUUGUAUGAAUUUGAUGAGUAGCAUAUUUGCCCAUUUGUUUUCGUAGCCAUCUUUCAAGCUCAGACGAAGAGAGAGGAGAAUUUGGUACAUUUACAUCUAGAAUGUCAGACAUGGCACAGAGCUAUGAAUAUAUGUGAUGUUUUAUUUGUCCAUUUUGUAUAUAGCAAUAGCUCUUAUUCCGACUUCAAAUAAAUCUGUCAUAAAUUCAAAUAAAAAAAGUUUUUUUUUUGUUUUUUAUUCAGUUUUUCCAGUAAACAGGAAAGGUAUGUUCAAGGAGCUGCUAAAAUGACAUUAAAAUGACAGCUGUUAAAAUAUUUUUUUUUCUUCCAAUUAAGGAUGCUUAGCUGUUCUUGCCAUUAUCAAAAUAAGCAGAGUAUAUACAUUUUAAUAUUCAAGUUGGUGAGUGUUCUGGGAAUAUCAAUUUAGUGAUUUUGUUAAAGGGACUUUAAGACUAUUGUGCAAACGAUGCCAUGUCCAUACAUUUAUUUAUUUUGUUAAUCACUUUAGGACAACCAUGAUAUUUGAUGCAACUGCUGUGACAGAAAUGGACCUAAUUGCAAUGAUGUUAUCAAAUAUUUGUGCAACUGCAGAUUAAACAUGAUCAGGAAAGCAAAAGCAAAAACUUUUAAGCCUCUAAAAAAUUUAUUUUGUUAAUUCUAAGCCUAAUUAAACAGUAAAUGCACAAGGUACUUUAAAAGUCAUGGAUUUUUAGAUCACCAGGGUGAUCUUGUCUAUGUUUUCCAGUUCUCCAGUUCAAAACAUACUACU
Sinocyclocheilus anshuiensis is the source of this 2320-nucleotide messenger RNA. Its product is annotated as cytochrome b-c1 complex subunit 1, mitochondrial-like. The coding region runs from base 55 to 1491 and encodes 478 amino acids. Lineage: Eukaryota; Metazoa; Chordata; Actinopteri; Cypriniformes; Cyprinidae. Gene Ontology annotation, molecular function: metal ion binding. Gene Ontology annotation, cellular component: mitochondrion. The transcript has 13 exons. The record is from RefSeq and is a predicted model, not a curated record.